This is a messenger RNA of Eurytemora carolleeae, 1482 nucleotides long. RefSeq lists its product as uncharacterized. The transcript has a single exon. NCBI's taxonomy places the organism in Eukaryota, Metazoa, Arthropoda, Copepoda, Calanoida, Temoridae. The record is from RefSeq and is a predicted model, not a curated record. Bases 1 to 1482 code for a protein of 493 amino acids.
AUGACUAAACCUAAACCUAAUGGAUCGGUUCGCAUUAUCCUCAACCUCAGCUCACCACUCGGCAACUGUGUUAACGAGGGCAUAAACACGAACCAGUUCCCUACUGUCAUGUCUUCAACUACCAAAUGGCUAAGAGCUUUACAUUUAGCCGGUCGUGGAGCAAAAAUGUGUAAAAUUGAUUGGGCUGAUGCCUAUAAACACAUAGCUGUCAGUCAAACAGAUUCUAACCUGCAAUGGUUCACUUGGCUUGGUAUGGGAUUCAAAGAACUAUGCCUAAUAUUCGGCUGUGCAAGCAGCGCCGGCAUCUUUGACAGAUUAGCUAAACUUGUUGUACAUAUUGUCGCCACUAAAUCCCGAUUCCCGACCAAUAGAAUAUGUCAACACUUAGAUGACUGCUGUGCUACAGCCCCAGCCAAUUCUGAAGCUCUAGAAGUUUUUGAUAAUACUUUCACAGCCAUAGCCUCCCAAAUCGGUGUAAAACUUGCACCACGUGAUGACCCUGAGAAAUCCUUUGCACCCAAUACCAAAGGGCUCGUGCUUGGUAUUGUUUACAAUACCAUAGACUGGACAUGGGCCCUAAACAGCGAAAAGCUAGCGCGCCUGCUAAAUGAUAUCAAACUACUACUAGAUGCACAGUCUACACAACAAGUUAAAAUCUGGAGCAUUGUAGGCAAAAUCAUUAAUAUUCAGCCUCUUAUCCCGGAGGGCAGAUUUAAUCUCUACCACCUCUUGGAGUUGAACUCCCUUUCUACAAAUAAAACUGAUGUCAUCAUCCUAACCGCCAAUUUCAAAAAGCAAUUAUUCUUCUGGUUCACUAUGAUCAAAUUAUGCUCAGGUAGGGGCAAACUUAUUGAUCCUGAUCUUAAGCUCCCCCCAUGGUCUAUUGAAGUCUUUACUGAUGCUGCUGGCGGCUCCAUGGAACGAGCUGGCCUCGGUGUUGGAGCUGUGGCUAAUAGUUGGUGGGCUUACUUACCUUGGUCUAGGGUAAUUAACCUCAAUAAGAAACAAUCAGAUGGUAAAUGCAUUGGCAGAUCCAUGGCUGCCCUUGAACUUAUCGGCCCACUUCUUGCAAUUUCUAGUGGUUAUGCCUGGACCAAAAAUCAACCAAUAAUUUUCUGGGUUGACAAUGCCGCCUCAGUAUUUAUCUACAAGAAAGGCUACAGUAGAUCCUGCAAACUCUCCACUACCAUAACCCUAGCCAUUUCCAGUAUAGCCUCUGGUCUUGGAAGCAGUAUUCAAAUAUCCAAAAUUCUCCGAUGUUCUACUCCCCUCGCCACUAUGGCUGAUGCACUUUCAAAAGCAGACUUCACCAAAUUUUGGUCCCUUGCUUCACAACUAGACCUAAACCUGCCUGUAAGCCAAGCUUGGGUUUCACCCGCCCUACUAGCUUGGAUCCAACACCCUAUCCCAGAUGAAUCACUGGGUGACAAAAUCCUCUCAGACAUUGCUAAACGCUCCCUCGUUCUUGGCUUCAACUGCUAA